AUGCUUGUACCUUGGUUGUUGGGAGGGAAGCUUUACAAUGAAUUACAUAUUUGUUUUGAGACCACAAAAUCAAAUGAAGCUGUGCUUCAGCAGAGUGUUAUUACUCUUCAGGAUCAGCUAUUUCAAAAAGAGCAAGAAAAUGCUAAAUUAAAAGAAAAACUUCAGGAAUCCCAAGGAACAACUUAUCCUUUACCUCAAGACAGUGAUUCAGACCACUCAGCAGAGGUAUCUCAACGGCCAUCCUUAUCGAGCUUAGAAACAUUAGUGGUCUCACAGAAGUCUGAAAUUGAGUAUUUACAGGAGAAACUGAAAAUAGCAAAUGAGAAACUGUCUGAGAACAUAUCUACUAACAAACAUUUUUUAGAGAAAAGCAUCAUGACAAGUGCUAAAGUAAAACAUAAGGAACCACCUGUGAAACAUUCAAGGUCUUUGUCCCCAACGAACUCUUUCACAGACUCAGAGGAGCUAAGGAAGCUGAGAGAAGCUGAAAGAAAGACUGAAAACUUAGAGAAGGCAGUACAACUAAAGAGCUAAGAAAAUGAUGAGCUAAGAGAUGCCCAUGAAAAACGCAAGGAAAGGCUACAGAUGUUACAGACCAACUACAGAGCAGUAAAAGAGCAAUUAAAACAGUGGGAAGAAGGCAGUGGCAUGAAUGAAAUUAGAAAGAUAAAGAGAGCAGAUCCCAAACAACUUCAACAAGGAGAUUCUGAUGCUGUAUGGAAUGAACUGGCAUAUUUCAAAAGGG
Messenger RNA from Nycticebus coucang (slow loris), 745 nucleotides. RefSeq names its product centlein-like. Gene Ontology annotation, biological process: protein localization to organelle; centriole-centriole cohesion. Bases 1 to 534 code for a protein of 177 amino acids. Gene Ontology annotation, cellular component: centrosome; centriole. The transcript has 6 exons. The record is from RefSeq and is a predicted model, not a curated record. Lineage: Eukaryota; Metazoa; Chordata; Mammalia; Primates; Lorisidae.